This is a messenger RNA of Coccidioides immitis RS, 2052 nucleotides long. RefSeq names its product transcription factor steA. The record is from RefSeq and is a predicted model, not a curated record. The coding region runs from base 1 to 2052 and encodes 683 amino acids. Lineage: Eukaryota; Fungi; Ascomycota; Eurotiomycetes; Onygenales; Onygenaceae. The transcript is spliced from 5 exons. Gene Ontology annotation, molecular function: DNA-binding transcription factor activity. Gene Ontology annotation, biological process: regulation of DNA-templated transcription; sexual reproduction. Gene Ontology annotation, cellular component: nucleus; Tec1p-Ste12p-Dig1p complex; Ste12p-Dig1p-Dig2p complex.
AUGUAUUCUCAACAUGGUGCUUCAAUGGCACCGCCGCAGAAACCCGAAACUUUUAUGCUUUCCAAUGAGGCCCAGCAAAGUCUUCCACAGGAUGCACAGGUUGCGCUCCAGCAGGUCGACAAUUUAAAAUACUUCCUAAUUUCGGCCCCCGUUGACUGGGCGCCGGAUCAACUCAUCAGACGUUUCCUCCUUCCUACAGGUGACUAUGUCUCUUGCGUUCUCUGGAACAAUCUCUUUCACAUCUCGGGGACUGAUAUCGUGAGAUGUCUUUCUUUCCGCUUCCAGGCAUUUGGCCGACCUGUCAAGAACACGAAGAAGUUCGAAGAGGGUAUCUUCUCAGACCUCAGAAACCUUAAAGCUGGAACAGAUGCUUCACUCGAGGAGCCGAAAAGUCCCUUUCUCGACUUCUUGUAUAAGAACAACUGUAUCCGUACGCAGAAGAAGCAAAAGGUUUUCUACUGGUACAGCGUGCCGCAUGACCGGCUCUUCCUUGACGCUCUGGAAAGGGAUCUCAAAAGGGAGAAAAUGGGCCAGGAAGCCACUACAGUGGCCGUGAACGAGCCCGCUUUAUCGUUCCAGUUCGAUUCAUCCCAAUCUCUGUACGAGCAGUUGACAAAAGCACAGCAGGCGAACUCCUCUUCGUUCUCUGCCCACGCUAGCACAGCGUACCACUCUGCGUCCCCGAUGAUUCGAACCACCGAUUCCAUGCCUCCUCCCCAGCUCCCUCCAGCGAUGCCUAUUGUGCCUGAAGAAACACAUGAUCAAGGUAUCUAUAAUUCAGUAGGCCUUACCAGUGCAACUACUACCAUGGGAACUGGCGGUAUCAAGGCUGAACAAGACUUUGGUCAGGUUCAGUACGAUCGUAACGGCGUUCCUGUACCGAGAAUCCACCAGCGCCACACGUCGAUGCCGACUUACAUGGAAUACUCCCCUGCUCCGUCCUUUGUGUCGUCCCACUAUGAUGAUUAUGGCCAUCGCGGCAUCAGCUUUGAACCCAUCACUCCACCCCAACACAACGUUCAACUUGGUUCAGAGCCUGCAUAUAUUGCAAAUGAAGAUACUGGUCUUUACACCGCCAUUCCUGAUAUUGGUACUACGGCAGCAUUCAACGCCAUGAUGCAGUUGCCUCCUUCGAAUUUCGCUGCUCCUCAGUUUUCCACUGCCUCACGCACUUUUCCAUCGACGAAUGUUUAUUCUGUGAUUGAAGGGUCGCCCACAUAUAAGCAACGAAGAAGGCGGUCUUCAAUUCCUCCUGGAAUCACUAAUGCCAUCGCUGCUGCUACUGGUAACGGGCAGACUCAUUCAAAUCCCCAUGCUGCGCAUCGGCCAAGCGACCUCCACCAUUCAAUUUCGGUCCAGGACGGAGAUGAAUCGAACCCGGAGUCUCCACCCGGCCUUACUCAUAGCUACAAGGCGGAGGAAACCCAAAAGAUGCAUUCCCAUGAGAACUCAAGAUUGGGGACUCCGCUACCAACUUUGGACGAAACACAGGCCGAUGACCAUCUGUCUCUGAUCAAUCCCCAACCCGAGAUGCCCAUGUUAACCAGUGGCGAGGCUCUCGAAAGUUCGGGUUCUUCUAACAGUCGGUCAAAUGUCCCUGGACCAGUUCGUCGGGCCAGGAGUGCAACUAUGAUGGAGCUCGGGCCAUACCCGCAGAAAUCCCAUUCGUGCCCGAUUCCAUCAUGCGGACGGCUGUUCAAGCGCUUAGAACACUUAAAACGGCAUGUUAGGACUCAUACUCAAGAGCGACCAUACCCCUGCCCUUAUUGUAACAGAGCGUUUUCACGAUCAGACAACCUUGCACAGCACCGUCGUACCCAUGGUGCUCAAGCUGGCCAGCAGCCAUCUGCCAACUCCAACGAAGAGGACCGCGAACAGCAGGAACCCGAACAUGAGGCCACGGAUCAGGAGCAUACCACUCCUGAUACCAGCUACCUGCCCACUACCGUGAAUAUGGCUAGUGUUAGCAUGCCUUCGAUGUCUAUCCCUAACUUACCGUCUAUGGUUGCUCCACAGAUGAUCAGCCCUCAGCUCCUGCAACAGCAGAUUUAA